Messenger RNA from Durio zibethinus, 1838 nucleotides. The record is from RefSeq and is a predicted model, not a curated record. NCBI's taxonomy places the organism in Eukaryota, Viridiplantae, Streptophyta, Magnoliopsida, Malvales, Malvaceae.
UAAAAAAAAUGCCGGGUAGGUGAACAUGUUUUUCCUUUGCAGUAAAACACUUUGUAGAAGAAUCACAAGAUCCAACGAACAAAAACCCACCAACCCACGUUCCCUCCCUUCUCAAAAAACCUUCCACUUCUACCGAAUCUUAAAUUUUUCAUAGCUCAAUCUCUUCUUUAUCUUUUUCCAGCUCUGCCCUUUCUUUCUUUGCAAAUUUUCAUGGCUUCUUCCAUUACAUCCAAGCCUUUCCUCGGAGCUACUACGCUCAACUCUUCCGUUUCUUCUGAUGUUCGAAGGCUUUCUUUUUCUUCUCUUCCUAUCUCAGUCAAACCAAAAACCAACACAAAAGUGUGCUGCAUAAUAGAGAUACAGGCAGCUGGAAGUACAUUUGGAAAUUAUUUCCGAGUUACAACAUUUGGAGAAUCUCAUGGAGGCGGUGUUGGUUGUAUAGUUGAUGGGUGCCCUCCUAGGAUUCCUCUAUCAGAAGCUGAUUUGCAAGUUGAUCUUGACCGAAGGAGGCCAGGCCAGAGCCGAAUUACUACCCCUAGAAAAGAGACUGACACAUGCCGAAUAUAUUCUGGAGUGUCUGAAGGAGUGACUACAGGAACACCAAUCCAUGUAUUUGUACCAAAUACUGAUCAGAGAGGACAUGAUUACAAGGAAAUGUCAAUAGCUUAUAGGCCUUCUCAUGCUGAUGCCACUUAUGACAUGAAAUAUGGUGUCAGGGUGGUGCAGGGUGGUGGGAGAUCCUCAGCCAGAGAAACCAUUGGAAGAGUUGCCCCUGGAGCUAUUGCUAAGAAAAUUCUCAAGCAGUUUUCAGGAACUGAGGUUCUUGCCUACGUCUCUCAAGUUCACGAGGUUGUGCUUCCAGAUGGUUCAGUUGACCAUGACACUGUUACUCUUGAUCAGAUAGAGAGUAAUAUUGUAAGGUGCCCAAAUCCUGAAUAUGCUGAGAAAAUGAUUGCUGCUAUCGAUGCUGUCCGGACGGGAGGAGAUUCAAUUGGUGGUGUUGUCACAUGCAUAGUGAGGAAUGCCCCACGUGGGCUUGGUUCACCAGUUUUUGAUAAGCUUGAAGCAGAGCUUGCUAAGGCUGUAAUGUCAUUACCUGCAACCAAAGGCUUUGAAUUUGGCAGUGGAUUUGCAGGUACUUUUCUGACUGGUAGCCAACAUAAUGAUGAGUUUUUUACAGAUGAACAUGGAAGAAUAAGGACUAGAACAAACCGCUCUGGUGGGAUACAGGGUGGAAUAUCCAAUGGAGAAAUUAUAAAUAUGAGAGUAGCUUUCAAGCCAACAGCUACAAUUGGUAGGAAGCAGCAUACUGUGACUCGAGAAAAGAAAGAGAUAGAACUAAUAGCACGGGGCCGUCAUGAUCCUUGUGUUGUCCCCAGAGCUGUGCCGAUGGUUGAAGCCAUGGUAGCCCUGGUGCUUGUGGACCAAUUGCUGGCACAAUAUGCACAAUGUAACUUGUUCCCCAUCAAUCCAGAGUUACAAGAACCCUUGAGCUUGAAUUUCCCAAAUUUCGAGCUGGCAAAUAUAUAGACAUGAACGAUGGCAGAAGAGGCUAUAGUAUCUCCAUUGUCAUCAACUCAAAAUUUUCUUGAUACCAAAUGUUAAAUACUCCAUUUUGCAUGAGAAUGUUCUGGUUUUUAUUCACCUAGUAGUCCAAGAGUGCAUUGCCAUUUCCUUUUGCCCUACUUCAUUGUUGUCUUGUCUUAAUGUACCAUUCAUAUGUUGACUAUUAUUUGAUUUAUUUUCCCCUUACCGUUAAUAAAUGAUUGUUGAUGAAUUAUGAAAUAAUUUUAUUUGAUUUGAUGGUCUUUCUAUUAUAUGGUUAGUACACUUUCAUU